UGGCCCUCAAACCACAAGCAAGGCGGAUUACCUAGGUAUGAAGUCGAGCUUGUCAUGAGGUCCUAUGAGGCACCGGCCCGGGCCACGGAGGGCGGCACUCUGUGAUCCGGGGGGGAGCGUCCCGUGAGACGUGCGCAUGGACUCUCUUCGGAGGGUUGGUGCGCACAGGCCCCAGCGGAGGGGGCGGGGAGCUCUCCAGGUGCGGAGGAUCACCUGGGAAAAUGGGGAGAGGAGGAACUGGCUCUCGAACCACAAGCAAGGCGGAUUACCUAGGUAUGAAGUCUAAGCUUGUCAUGAGACCCUAUGAGGCACCGGCCCGGAACACGGAGGGUGGCACUCUGUGAUCCAGGGGGGAGCAUCCCGUGAGACGUGCGCAUGGACUCUCUUCGGAGGGUUGGUGUGCACAGACCCAGCGGAGGGGGCGGGGAGCUUUCCAGGUGCGGGGAUCACCUGGAAAAAUGGGGAGAGGAGGAACUGGCUCUCGAACCACAAGCAAGGCGGAUUAUCUAGGUAUGAAGUCGAGCUUGUCAUGAAG
Molecule: messenger RNA, 535 nt
Organism: Closterium sp. NIES-67
Lineage: Eukaryota; Viridiplantae; Streptophyta; Zygnematophyceae; Desmidiales; Closteriaceae
Source: the annotation of a GenBank genome assembly